GAGAGAGAGAGAGGCCAUUCCCAUGUGGAACUUCCCAGCAAGAGGCACCACAAGUGCAGUUCACCCUUCCAAGCAAGAGCAGAAAGCAAAUUUCUUUUGGCCUUCAUCAUCAUCUUCUUUUUGUCCAUUGCUUGCUCUCAAUUCCCACCGUUCACAUUUCGCUCUUUCAUCUUAAUUACACCUUGUAGGUCCUCCCUCCCUCCUUCUCUCUCUCUCUCUCUCCCUGGCCAUAACCCAGAUCAAAAGCUCUUUCCUUUUCCACCUUCCUUCUCUCUUUCUCUCUCUUUCUCUCUCUCUCUCUCUGAGAUCCACAUUUCCUUUUCUUCUCUGCUGAAAACCCAGGCUCUUGACACCCAAAACACAUCAAGAAUCAAGGGUACAUACCAGUUUGUCCCAUCCACUCCCCUCCCUGUCCUCUCCUGAUUUUGUUAUCCGAUCUUUCUGGGAUCUUCUGCAUCACCAUGGAGUUGGAGGAGGCUAAUGUUGUCGAGACUAAGGAUGGGACUAUUUCCGUAGCUGCUGCAUUUCCCGGUCAUCAACAAGCUGUGCAGGAUAGAGAUCACAAGUUCUUAACAAAAGCAGUUGAGGAGGCGUACAAGGGGGUAGAUUGUGGGGAUGGAGGCCCUUUUGGUGCUGUUGUUGUUCAUAAUGAUGAAGUUAUUGUAAGUUGUCACAACAUGGUUCUAAAAAACACAGAUCCAACUGCUCAUGCAGAAGUGACUGCCAUAAGAGAGGCAUGCAAAAAGCUAGGCAGGAUUGAGCUUUCAGAUUGCGAAGUAUACGCCUCUUGCGAGCCCUGUCCCAUGUGCUUCGGUGCCAUCCACCUUUCAAGAGCCAAGAGGUUGGUCUAUGGAGCUAAGGCUGAGGCUGCUAUUGCUAUCGGCUUCGACGACUUUAUUGCUGAUGCUUUGAGGGGUACUGGCUUCUACCAGAAAGCUCAGUUGGAGAUCAAGAGGGCCGAUGGGAAAGGGGCCAAAAUUGCCGAGCAGGUCUUCGAGAAGACGAAGGAGAAGUUCCGAAUGUAUUGAUUCUUCGAUUUCUCCAUUCCUUUCAAAAGUUCAAUCAUUAACCGUUCAGUUGCUGGUUGGCUUUAUUCACCUGCAAUUAAUUUUAGAACUGUUCAUAUCAAAGCUACGACAUGACGUCGCAACACUUCAAUCUGUUAUGUGCUUUCAAACUGGUCAAAUUAAUAAUAGCAAUGAUCAUGAUUGAAUCUA
Messenger RNA from Eucalyptus grandis, 1217 nucleotides. Its product is annotated as guanosine deaminase. NCBI's taxonomy places the organism in Eukaryota, Viridiplantae, Streptophyta, Magnoliopsida, Myrtales, Myrtaceae. The transcript has 5 exons. Gene Ontology annotation, molecular function: zinc ion binding; guanosine deaminase activity. Gene Ontology annotation, biological process: purine nucleoside catabolic process. The record is from RefSeq and is a predicted model, not a curated record. Bases 462 to 1028 code for a protein of 188 amino acids.